This is a messenger RNA of Clonostachys rhizophaga, 2388 nucleotides long. The record is from the annotation of a GenBank genome assembly. Lineage: Eukaryota; Fungi; Ascomycota; Sordariomycetes; Hypocreales; Bionectriaceae.
AUGGGCGACUUUGAUUGCUACUGUUUCUUGUGUAGUGGGCCGCUUUUCGAGCCGCAGCUCGGCUCUGCCUCUCCACGAGCUUUAAGGAAGCGUCGCCAAAAAGUUGAGGAGAAGAGAUUGGCAUUGAAGGCAGGACUUCGAUACGUGUCAGAUUCAAGUGAAUCCGAAGAUGGGGGUGAAGAGGAGAACGAGGAUGACGAGGAGAUCGACGAGUACGAAGAGCGGACAUCAUAUGACCCCGAACUAGCCACCGAGGAACGGACUGAUUGGAUCCAGUAUCUGCGAGUUCUUGGAUUCAAUCCAAACGCAGUCGGGGAUUCCAAGGCUUGGAUCUCUGGAAGCGCGAGGUACGAUGAUGGGGGGGUGAUUGAAGUGUUUGAUGGAUCUGGUUUGUCCUUUUUGCGGCAAAAUCUCCCUGCCAAGGAGACUGACAUCAACAUAGAUCCAAACCAACCCUUUUUGGCCGAGAACAGAUGUUACGAUUGUUACGUGCCUACAAAUGGUAACGAAGUCGUUUUCCCCUUCCACUCCAGCUGUAUGGCUGUGUUGAAGAAGGUGUACGAAUGGAGCCUUAACAGCGGCUCCUACAAGAAAAUGAAAGGUUUCGACUCUACUGAAAUCGAUAUGGAUGCACUGUAUGACGCAGCCACCGUUUUAUGUGACCCAUACGCCGUCCAUCUGAAACUAAAAUAUGGUGGUAUCUCUGGCGCAGAGCAAUGCUGGGAAUGCCACCCCGGCGAGGAAUACUCUGUCACUGAUCCCUUACAUUCCGCUGUUGAGACGAUCGAGUUGCCCCACGUGUCUAAAGCUUCUCAAUCGCUCUAUUCUCGCUUACGUUCUUCGGUUGACCCAUUUGGAGCAGUGCCCAACGAAAUAAUUCAUUUUAUUUGCAAUUACCUUUCUGGGGAGGACCUUAGCAACUUCUUGACGGCUUCAUUUGUGGUACACUGCGCUACUCUUGAGCCUACGUUCUGGAAGUCUCUUGGGAGAUCUCGUAUGCCGUGGGCAUGGGAACUUUGGGAAAGAACAUCAAGGCAUGACUCACAAUUAGGGUUCCCUAUUGACUACAAGAAACUCUAUUUCAUUGUUGAUGCUCGCACCAGCCUUCCCUUUGGUAUCACAAGAAGACUGAGUGGUUGGAUGGGUUUGGCAAAUCGACGACGAAUAUGGACUACUUGUCUCCUUCUACUGCCUCACUACUUACGUUCUCUUCAAGGGAGGAUAUCUGACAAUAACUCUUCCUCUGAUAUCACAGACGCGGCCAUCGAAGGAGAGCUUUUCCCGGUAUCAUACCCAUCAGCAUCCAGCACUGCCUCCCAAACCUUCGUUCUUCACUCAUGGGAGGAGCUGCGUGCGACUCCUUCUAUUUUUGAGGCGUACUGGGACUUGAAUCAGAAUUUGGUUGGCCUUGGCACAUCCUCCGGGAUACACAAACGGAUUCUUGGAAGAGGUGCUGGCUUGGAAUCGGGCGUAGGUAAUGGGAUAACAAAGUCUGCGGGCCGCAUCAAUACUGGCGAAUGGAUCCAGAGCUUGUCGCUCGGCCUCGAGAUCCUGCAACCUUUACAUGGCACUGCUGUUAAAAGAGUAGAUGUCACUCUCACGUCCGGAAGAAAAAUCACACUUGGUGAUGGACGGCGGAACUUCGCUAAGAGACAACUUCUCUGCUUUAAUGGAUACACGUUUGCUGGACUUUUCGGACAAACUGGACAUAAUGGAGUGAUUGGGUCAUUAGGUAUCCUGCAGUGUCCCACACCCAAGUCUUUGUGUGAUAUUCCAUCUCCAAAGCUCUCGAUCGCUGAACGACUUCUGUGGCAUCAUUCAUCUUCCUCAAUCAUACAUAAUCGUGACGUAAAUCUUCGACCACUUGUCAUUUUGGAAGAUAGUUCCAUCAAUGCAUUGACGCCACACGAGACAUUUUCAUGGACCGCUGGUGCCGAGCAAUUUAGCAAACUUGAACGCAUCUCCGCUAGGCUUUGUACGGUCCUGGAACAUACGGGCAUCUUACAGUUGCAGUGCAGGUUCGUUCGGAGAUUCUGGGAACCAAAAAGGGGACUGGGUAGAAACAGUGGUGACGUCUCCGAAGAGCUUCUCGAAUCAGAAGGCACUCCUGUCCAUCAUUUCGACAUUGAUGGGCCAGGCGGCGAACGCGUUAUUGGUGUAAAGGCACAAGGAAUGAAUGACAAGAUUACAGCUAUCACAUUUUGCACGAACCAAGGGCGCCAAGCGACUUUCGGCCAGGAGACGCAGGAUAAGUGGACUACUUUCGAGGAAACCGGGGAGGAAUUCAUAUUUGGUCUUGCUGCGGGAUUCUCCUUGUCUGCAGAUCCUCGUGAAAAGCACUUCUCUUUGAUGAAUUCUAUCAUAGUUCUGACAAAGAAAUCAGAUUAG